Messenger RNA from Xyrichtys novacula (pearly razorfish), 13745 nucleotides. The record is from the annotation of a GenBank genome assembly. Lineage: Eukaryota; Metazoa; Chordata; Actinopteri; Labriformes; Labridae.
AUGGAAGGCAAAGUUAUCGGACCGGGUCCAUACAGAGCGACCAAGCUGGUGAGUGUGUUUGUGAGUGACAGUUUGGUGGGACGUUCAGGAGCAUUAGUACAAUGACCACGUAAACUACACCAUGGGAAUGUGGAAAGUUGUAAAUAUCUGAAGUUACUGCUACACAUUUUAAUUAGUAUGAGUUUAUAUUCGCACAUUAAGCAGAGGAGAAGAUACAUAGUCAGUCGUAAGUUUUACGAGUGAAGUUUAGAGGUACUUGUGAGGCGUUGAAAAUGUCAUGUUCUGGUUUGGACUGUGGUUUGUUUUGUAUUAGAUUACUGCACGUGUCUAGCUUUAGUUGUGACUGAAUCCUAAUCAGAGAUUUGCAUUGUCAGCAGUCCCAGUUUUUAGAUUAUUUAAUGAGGUUUAAAUAAAGAAACAUCGUCAAAAACGGGUAUCUACAAGAUUUAGAGAAACUCAAUGGGUUUAAAGGAUGAAUGCAUAAUGUUUACCAACUUUAAGGUCCAUUUAAUUUCAUGCAAAAGCUUCAUCUAAAGUAUUGUAAUUUUUCUGCAGUUGUGUCCAUAACAUUAGUUUCUAUUCCGAAUAUUCAAUUAAUGGUAACUGCUUUUUUAGGAAAACACUGAAUGUAAUAAGACAUUUUAGAUUUGGCGUUCUACAUACAUUGUUACAUUGUCAACAUGUUAUUUUUAAUCUUGGAGUCAAAUUGAAAAAAAAAAACAUUGGCCCAUGUUAUUUACAUUUUCCCUGAUAACCUCUCUACUGCAUUUAUCACAAUUUUUCAAGGGAAGAAAAGCACAUCUGACCGAGUCAUUAAAGGAUGGCUCCAUUCUGUAACAUCAGCCGAGCAAGCGUUAGUAGGAUGGUGCAGAAAUGUUAUGUGUGAAGCUAGAAAACUUAAAAAAAAAGAAAAAAAAUCAUGAUAUUACUGGAAUGAUGCUGAGGAUGUAAUACAAGGUCUGCAAGUGCUGCUGAAAAGACACUAAUGGCCUCUUACAAAAGAGACAGUGUAAACUUUCUCUAAAGAAAUGCUCAUGAGACCGGUUCAGUUUAGAAAUCUUUACCUGUAAAUAUUUUGUUCUUAUGAAAUUCAAAGCAGCUAUGAUGAGCAGCAUCGGGUUCACGGUUUAAAACCCUCUCUGGUUGAAAUUACCUUGUCCUGCCUCCUAAUGCUGUCUCUGCUUUUAUCUAGCUUUUUUUCAUUUUCCUCUCAGCCAUCUGUACACUUUGUGGGAUCUGAUAAUCUGUAACCUCUGCACCAAACAGAACACUAUGAGGACAUAAUGUUCUCUUUGUUGUGAAACCAGCCUACUUUAUUUGUGAUAAGAGGGUAUUAGAGUAGAGAGUUAUUUCUUAGAAAGAGAAACAUGCAUUGCAGAGGAUAUUUUUUAUUCCAUUAUAGUUCCUUGGCUCUCUUUGGACUAUCUUAUAGAACUCAGUGAUCCAGAUGACCUCCUCUAUGAAGUCGAACAUUGAUAUAAAAUACAGUGUUAAACACGAGUAGCUUGAGUGACAUGUUAUUGUCAUAUCUAACAAUAUUUUACACAAGACUGCAAUUUUGCUGUCUGAGGCAAAGCAAUUUCUUCUUACAUUCUUCUUUUUUAUCUCAUCUCUUCACAUGGCACCUUGUCAUCAGUGGAAUGAAACCAUCAAGCUGUUCAGAGGAGGCAUGCCGCUGAGGAGGCACUGGGCCCACUUCCGCUGCUAUGAUUGCAGUUUCACAGGAUCCGAGGCUGUAGAUUAUCUGCACGAGCUGCUGAGAAGAAACUACAACUUUGGACCUGAGGUAACUCGCUACCAAACUCUACAGCUGCUCAAGAAGUUUCUCAAGGCCCACGUCAUCGAGGAUAUUAAAGGACGCCAUGGUACAGAGGACUUUGAAGACAGUGGUCAUCUGUACAGGUAAUACUCAUUUUAUUGUAAGACUGUGAUUCUUCUGACUAAAUCUGUAAUUUCAGACUUAAAGACCUAAAAAUGUUGCAUAUUUGAAUCAUGGGUGUCCACAAAAAAAGAAGAAAACUGGGUGUAGUAAGCUCUUACCUCAAAUAAGAAGGGAUUUACAAUGUUGGACUUCAUUCAAACCUCAUUUUGGUCUGCACCAAUAGACACACCUCAACUCACUCUUAAACUAGAAUCUGCCUGUUGCUCCUAUUUUCUCUGAGUGUUUGUUUUAUAACAGACAUAAAACAAGAAAAGAUUUUGAUUAACAGUUAAUUGUAAAUGCAUUAAUUUUCAUAUGUAGACAUAGAUGAACAUGUAUUGUCUUUUCAACACUUCAGAAUACUUCCAUAUAUUGUGGGUGCAAACAUGCUGUCAUUGCUUUUGCUCAGUCAAUGCAUUACCUUAUCAGCCAUAUACCGUAUUUUUCGCGCUAUGAGGCGCACUUAAAAUCCAUUGGCUUGUCAGAGCACUGCAGCUACUGUAGCCUCGUGGAAUUAUUGAACGAGUUAAAUAAAUAAUGCGCCUUACAAUCCGGUGCACUUCAUGUAUGACAGGGUUUUUCCUGGCUCAAAUUGAGGCAGAGGUGGCACCAUCCUGACCAUGCGCCAUGACGUGCAUGUAUUUGUAAAUUCAACUGACUCAUUUUCUUUUACAGGCAACAUACUUUAAGUUAAGAGUUCAAAAAAGAGUGUGACCAUUAUCAUGUUAAAGCAUUCAUUUAUUAAAACUAUAUACAUACACAAAUCAGCUGGCAACUUUAAAUUGAAAGUACACUUCAUCCACACAUCUCACAACCAGACAGAACAUUUCAGCCUCCUCUUUUUCAUUCUGUAGAACCUCCUCAUGCACUCCUUGUAGUCCAAGGCCUCCUGGUCUGGUCCAUCAACGGCCACCUUACAACAGACAUCCAAGUGCCUUUCCUUCAGUCUGUUCCGCAGAGGUGUCUUCACCUUAAACAAAACAAUUCAUCAUGCAUUAAGUAUUUUUGUUUUUAUUCUGAUACAGACAUGAAGAGUGAUAGUGUUUUAAUCAUAUAUUAUAUAUAUGUAUACGUUGCAGUGUCCUCCCUAAAAAAACGACAACCAAUUAUUUCUUAAACUAUCUAAACUAUGUUAUUUUAGUUUUUGUAACUUUAUUAGUUGAGUGUUUUUAGGUACUACAAUCUUUAAUAUACUUCUCCUUCUCUUCUGCUGCUUUGUGAACGGCUGUCACCUCAUGUCUUUUUAAUGUGUCCAGCCUGUAGUUGGUUGAUGGCUGUCUCACUAAGGAGGCAGCAAUUGCCUGCUGUGUUGGGGCACAGUGCUUUUGGCAUAAAUAGCAGUGCAUGCCUUCCUCAGUAUGCCUGAGCCAGGUAAAUUGAUUGAGCCACUGCUUGUCAAAGCCACUGGCUCUGUGUUUUUGAGAAGAUCUAGAAAGAGAAAUAAAAACCACGUACACGUUGGUUUUGCGUUGUUAUGCUCCUAAUUGGAAACUAAUUAAUUAAUUACCCUCACCUCGCCGACUCGUCCUGUCCUGCAUUCUGACCCUCGCGAUCACCAGUCCCUUGUGAAGUACUUUCAGACCUGACACAAAUGUCCACGUUGUCCCCACCAUGAGUUAUAGCAUUUUAACUGCCUGUUACGUUUUUUCUCUGCUGUGUUUCACCUGGACUCUUGACUUUCCUCCUCGCGAGGUCGCUUUUUAAAGUACUGGCUGAUUUUGCCUGUCAUAUCUGCAACGCUAAAAAAACGGAGGAAACUUUUUUUUUAAUAAACACGUCAUGCUUGGAUGCAAAAAAGACAAGCAGUAUUUACCUGUUUGUACCAGCCGCCGGGGAAAAUCAGGUCGCCGAUAGCACCAACUAGCGGGAAAAAAACUUGAAAAAACAUGAUUCGAUCCGUUUCUUCUUCGGUAGAUGCUUCAGGUCUUUCCGGUGCACUGCUGUUGAUAUAGCGCCUUUAUAGUGGCGCAACGCUGCAACUGCAGUUAAAAUACGUUGCUGCUGCAGAGGGACAUCAUACACUCAAUCAACACAGCUGGAGCUUUACGCUGUGUUGAGCGAAAUCAAUCGCUCUGGCUGGGGGCGGCACAAAAUUAGGUGGAGGCGGCCGCCACGCAAUUUUGAACGCAGGAAAAACCCUGUAUGAGAAUAGACGCGAAUAGAUGCGUUCAUUGAUGGUGCGCCUGAUAAUCAAGUGUGCCUUUAUAGUGCGAAGAAUACGGUACUGUGUGUCGCCAGAAUUGCACAUCUGUUGAUACUUCAGCUUAAUAGUUUAACCUAUUAUCCACAGAUAUGGUCACUAAUUGUAUUGUGCAUCUCUAAAACAAUUAGACCAAGGUUUGUUAAUCUAUUAAAAUGAUAUUUAGAGCUGCUUUAUGCACAUUUAAUUAGAUUUAUUUAUCCCUGAAGGGAAAUUCAAUAAGUGAAUAAAUUUAAAGUGCUUUAGAGAGGAGAUUAUCAUUUUACAUUCUAAAAAUAUGAGAGAUAAUGUCAACAAAUGUGUUUGUGUUUGUGUGUGUGUGUGUUUUGGGUCAAUGCAAAUCACCUAUCGCAUGCCUGACAUCAGCGUAGCGCUUAAUAGCUGUCUUUGAGUUUGCUGUUUUGGUGACUCAGACAUGCUUAUUUCACUCUAGUGGAUAUUGUAGUUGUAUUUCAUCAUUGUACUGUCAUUAAAUGACUGAAAGGUGGGACUAUUGUUUGUGUUUUUGAUUAGAACAUUAAAUGACCUGCUUGGUUAACUAGACGUGCUGCUCUACAUUAAAGUAGAGGCUGUCAUUUCUUUGUUAUUAACCUGUGAAAAACAAAGAAGAAGAAAUGAGGCAACUUUGUCUCUACCUCUUGUGUGUUCUUCAGUACACACAACACGUUAUGAGGAGUUUGCCUGUAGCAAUAGGGCAGCUGAAGAGAGGAAAUGUGGUGCCUCGGGAGUGGGUGAAGACAUGCAGCAAAGGUUCAUGGCCUGGAGUUGAACUAGUGACCACUGCAACGAGGACUUUAACACCAGAGCAUGGGCCAUGUUCAUUCAGAAUUUAAGAAUCCUGGUUACAGAGUAAAGCAGCACUUCCUUUAAAACUAAUGUUCUCCAUCAUUAUUGACCAUUUCUCAGGAUUUAACUUUAUAAACUAAAGUCUUUUGACAAAGCUCCAACAGCUGCUCCUUCUUCCUGCAGAAGGAUGUAGCUCAGAGGGACAGAGAUUCAAAAAAGUGAUAGUGAGUAAUGGGUCCUGAAGCAGUAAUAAAAUACUGGCUCUAAAUUUUUAGCUGUUCCCUGCUGUUGGAAAAAAGGCACUGACAUUUCAAAGUUCUGGUGCUUUUUCAUACUUCAGUCUUCCACCCUUCAGCUGACCCAGUGUUCUUUACUUCCUUUUCAGGUUCCCAACUCUUUCUCCUCUAAAGUCUUUUCCAACAAGACCUCCUUUGAAGGACUGCGCUGACUUGCCCAGACUCAUUCGUUGGGAUGACUAUGAAGAAUUGCCUCAGCGGGAAAACAUUGCACCACAGAAGUCUUCUGUCAUGGUGAGAGAAAGAAAGAGAAGUUGCUGCGCCUCUUUUGGGCGUGUUUUGACCCAUGCUGUCCUUAAAGUGCAUAGGCAUUUUGGAAACUCAAUAAAUAGCCAAUGGAAAAAUUUGAUCAUUUUCUCUGUCCCAGUUUCUAAUGUGAACUAUGGUUCUCCGUUUUUUUAAAUGUCAUUUUUAUAAAAUACAAUCAAACUAGAAGGAAUUAUUACACUAUAAAAGCCCAACUGAUAAACUACUUUGAGGUGUCUCUAUCUCUUUGAACAGACCUCGGAUCUGUGGAAUAAAAGGCACAGUGUUGCUAUCGGGGAUGUCCAUGAAUGCAAGCUCAUACGGCGGAAAGAGAUCACACCAAAACAAGUGGACCACAUUUGGAAAUCACUGACUGUUGUACAGUAUGUGAAACUUUUACUUCACUUACUUUGCACCUGAACUCUUGGCGUUAAAGGGAUAUUCCAGCGUAAAUUUGGUUAGGGUCAAACACACUGUAACACUGAGUUCGACAGCUCGAUUGUUGCAGACUGCUUGCUUCUCUAGUUUUACCAACUUCAGCAAUGAGCCCUGACAAGUUGAUCACCAAGUGCAGUGGAGUUUCGCAGCUCAAGGAAGAACAUUUAUGAUCAUCACUUCAUGGAAAUGCAAUCAGACCGAGAUCCUAAGGCAGAAGAACUACCCCGUCUGCAGUGCAAAAUGAUUAUUAUGAUGAUUAUUACUUCAUGGAAAUGAUUCGCUGCACUCGGUGAUCGACUCGUCAGGGCUCCCCCCACAAACAAGCAGCUGCUGGAGGAGAGUGGGUAAGUUGCGUUUGGUCUCUUUGCUAAAGAAAUCAGGCAAAGCUAAAAGAUGUUUGAUGGCUAGUACUUUGGCUGGGACCCUAUAUGUACUGUUGAUGAAGUUAGGUGCUGUUCUGAGCAUUAUUUGUGGCUAUAGAGUGGCUUUUUGGUUGAGGUUUGCACAUGGAGAGGUAGACUGCUGUGUAUUGCUAUUGUGCUGUUGUUACUAAAGUUGGUAUAACUAGAGAAGCAAGCAGUCGGCAACAUUCAUCUCUCACGGGGCUGUCGAACUCAGUGUUACGGUGUGUUUGACCCUAACUCAAUUUUGCGCCGGAAUAUCCCUUUGAGGUAAACUCUUGUAUAUGAGCUCUUUAAAAACAAUUCAAAUUUUUUUUAUGUCAGUUAGGCAUAAGGCAACCUCCAACAGAGCAGAAUCAACAGGAAUUAUUCAGCUAAAAAAGCAAAAAGUGCAGAGCUCAGUAAUUAUAUCGUAUUGUUCCAUCAUGUGUGCUGACAGCGGUUAUUUUUCUCAUCCCUCUGCUUGAAAGCAUGUUCUGUCACUUUGACAGCCAGGUAAUCGUGAAUAACUACUCUUUUAACAGUGUUAUUUAUAUCAUGAAUUAAAAGAAAAAAAAAAUACAUAUAUAUAUAUAUGUAUAUAUAUAGACAUCACUAUGCUACAUUUUUCAGCAAUCUCAGCCCACCCCGGAGCCCCUGAAGGGUGCGGACACCCAUUUUGGAAACCUCUAGAUUAUUGAUGCUGUAUCUGUUCUUGUAGUUUGCAGAGAGUGUUGGGCCUAAAGUCAUUGGAUGGAGUUUUACACCCAGCGCAUGUGAACGGCAAGCACAUUGUUCACAAUGUGUUCAAGGUUAACAAAUCGGGCAUUGUAGUGUUGGAGAACAAAGCAGGUAUGAUACAUUUUAAUUAAGACUCAAAGAAAAAUUGUUUGAGGGCAACUGGGAAGGAUGUCAUGACUCACUUGUUUGUUUGCACCUCCAGAGGAUAUGCCAUACUGGGUGAUCUCAGCGAUGAAAUGCCUUGCAAACUGUGAGUAUACACGCUGUUCACUCUAAAAAAUUCUACUGGCACUGAAGCUGCACUUGAAUCUUUAAGUUAAACAGUUUAUUUUGUGUCGAGAUAAACUGUAGUUAAAUCCAUUUUAGUGCGGUCUUUAUGAUGCACUGAAAUGCAUUUGUCCUCGCUCUCCAGGGCCCAACGGCAAUGAAACCAAACAGCCAGUGUACCCAGGCUUUGAGAGGGAUGUGCUGAGAACAGUAGGAGAUUACUUUCAGAGACUCAAAGAACCCCUGCUCACUUUCCAUCUAUAUGAAGUCUUUGUCAACAUUCUCAGUGAGUACAUCAUGAUGUGUUUUCCAGAGCUUAUAUUUGUGCUACGCCAGAGAUAAAACAGCAGCUGGUGUUUAUUUUGUGUAGCCUGUGUGUUUGCCCUCAGGAGCUGUACUUGUUGUUUCUCAUAUCUCUGCAGGCCUGCUGCACGAGCAGGACGUGGCCACUGAGGCUCUACAGGUCAGCAGUCUCUUACUGCCCCCGCCAAACCGAAGACGUCUCCAGCUUUUACUGCGUCUCAUGGCUCGGGUCUGCCAGAAUCCCCUUCUACCUCCACUCAAUGACACCAUAGCUACCCGCACACUGGUAUGCACAGCUGACAGUUAUUUACAAUGUCUCUAUUAACCACUGAGGGUUAAUAAGACCAUAAAUGUGGGAAAUGGCAUAAAUCAGCGUUGUAAAAUUAGGGCACAGCAUGAUGAAAAAAACACAAUAUGAGUGUCCCAGUCCUGGAGCUGGCACUUCCUUCAGAAAGCUAUUAGGUAGUAGCAUUUCAUAAUGAGCAAGCUGAGUUAAGUUUGCCUUAGUUUUGUUUGUAUUGGAUUUUAAAGAUGAAAAGAACACUGACAAAACCUCCCCUGCUGGGAGAAGAAAAGAAAAACAUGCAAGCAGAGAGGCGCUGUGGGAAACUAAGUGUGUUCAGAUUCUUUCCAACCUUUCAAUAAGUUAUUAGGAUGCAGGGCAAUGUUUUCAAAGAGGUGAACAACCUCUCUCUACCCCCCUAAAUAUAUAAAGCAGAAUAAAGACUAGUCUGAAAUGUCUCAUUUUUCGACAGAGGAUUUGGUCUUUAAUUGGCCAAUAUUUGUAUUCAAGGAAAUAGCAACGUGUAUAAGCUAAUUUCAAAAUGCUUGUCAUGUUCUUGUGUUAUAUUGAUCAUAAAUAAUGAAUAGAAAUAGGAACAGCCAGUUUCAUUAUCUUGAAAAUCACCCAUAACAAAACAAGGUAACUUCCUGCCAAUGUCAAUAAAAUUUAUAGUGGGUUUGUGUCACCCAGAAGUCAUUUAAAAGCUGUCGGCAUAGAUGUGUCUCACUAAAUGUCAAAUUGAAAUUGAAAGCUUGUCCAUGCACACCUCAUUCUAGAGGUUAUUUUGUUCCUGCAGUCAGCAUUUCACAAAGCUGCCUGUCAUGGUAUCAUUGUUAUAAUAUGGACGAUGUGAAAACUAGAUUUGGCGUUGGUUCAGUCAUACUAAUCAUGUUCACAUCAGCAGUAACAGCCUCAGACUUGUGCUGCUGUCUCCACAGAUUCUUGGCACUCAACAGCGAGCGCUCUCUCUUGAAUACCCAAGGUCACACCUCUUUAGAGAUAUAAAGACAAAAAGACACCAAUUGAAUCACUCCCGUCUCCGUGUAAACAAAGUUUGCACAAACAAAGUUUCUAAAAGUUAAGAAGAAAAGCAAAACUUGAGGAGGUGACAAAACUGAACAGGGAAUGAAUAUUUAACAGUUUUCUGCACAUGUCUAAUCGCAGUAAUUCAUAAGCCUGUCAAACUUGAUUAGAUCUGAACUGCCAAGAUGAUAACUUCAGGCCAGAUCAAUAUCAGUCUUAUCACUGCAUACAUCAAGAAUUCCAAUAUUAAAAGCAAAGAUGAUGUCUGUUCUGUCAUUACUUUGGAUUUAUUGUUCAGAUCUUACUUAAAUGUGUCUUUUAAGAUUCAUGUAAAACUUCAGUUAUGGGCCGUGUAGUGUUUGCAGCCUCUGAUUUUCUCCUGUUGUGGUCUCCUUGCAGAUGGUACAGAUGUUUUCACACUGCGUCCUGGGCUCAGUAGAUGAGAUGGACCUGGACGAGCUACUUGCCACAAAACUGGUGACCUUCAUGAUGGAGCACCACAACACCAUCUUCCAAGUCCCCUCCAAGCUGCGUCACCAGGUUGAAGAGCACCUUUCCCACCUCAAAAGGGUCCAGGUCAGUAAACUGAGACGAAUUAUGCAUCAUUACUGAGCGACAGUUUGUGUGUAGGGGGGUCUUCUGGUCUGAGCUCUCAGCAUUUGCGAACUCAUGUUUCUGCUGCAGCUGCUCCCUCCCACAGUCCAUUUGCUCUGAGACAUAUCUGUGCAUCAUUAGUGGAAAUCUUGCGCCAGAGAUGUGGUGCAGUCGCUUGUAUAUUUAGUUAUUUGUAAACUGAUAUGUUACUGUUAAAGGAUAACACUUGUCAUAGUAACUUGUGCCUCCCCAAGGCUCUCCGAGUUAGGGUGCUCUCCAUCCUUACUCAUGGGUUAUUAUAAAAAUGAAGAUUGAGACAUACAGUAGUCAUGAUAUCACAAAAAACCUGAUAACAAGCACCACCACCGAAUGAGGCAAAAUGCUGAUGCCUCAGUUUUAACAGCAGUUUUGUGUCAUUCAUCGCAGUAUUUAGAUUUAGUUCAACAAACUGCCAGAAGUUUUAAAAAGACACGAAUCCAAACUAUAGACUGUAUAUAGAAUGGACGCUGUCUGCUUCCUCGCUGGGUGAAGCCACCGCGAGAACAGCACCCUCUGGUGACGGGCUGCAGUAUAGGUCAUAAAUCCCGCCUCCUCCAGCAAUCCCUAUGGAGCUGUGGACAAACUUUAGAGAUUAAUUACACAGAAUAUAAAUUUUUCUUCCCCCUGGUUGCGAUGUUGACAUGUAGUUACUGGUUUGUGCUCAAGUCCUCUUUUUUCUGUGCAGCGUCAUUUUUAAAAGUUAUUGGAUUCAUUUUUUCUACAAUUGACACGUGAUACAGACUAUGGGCGUACGAAGAUUGUGUAGCUCACCCAGGGGAUACGCUGUUUGAGCCGUGUGUCAUCACAGAGACUCUUGAUGACUCUCCUGCCGAAUGCGUACAACGCCCCUGCACCAGUGGUGGUUCCAGGAAGUGGAGAAAAUCCCAGAAAUACUGAGAGCAAUUUGGCUUCAAAUCCGUAUAAUGACAGAAGGCGGAGCCAAGUUGUCCAUAGUUUAUACAGUCUAUGAUCCAAACCCUUUGUGAUUAUGUUAACUGAAAAACCCCAAAAAGCUGCACAGCAGGGGAAUAGAUAGUUACAUCAGAAACUUAUUUGCAUUAUUUCCAUCACUAUACAAGCUUACUUUGUAUCACAUCCCCGUUUCUUAAAAAGAAAAAAAAACAACAUGAAAUGCUGUAUUGAAUCUCAAUAAUGACAGAAUUUAACGAUUUGUAUAUCCCUAGGGCCAGCAAUCUAUUUCCAACAAGUCUGGGCAUGGUCAUUUUGGUCUGCUUCAAACUCACACAGACGAGUUCAGAUUUUGUACCUUGUCUGGUUUGCUCCUGUCAUAAACUCCUCUGUUGUAAGAUCUGUGUUCAUACGUAUUACACUAAGGAUGAAAAUUUAAAAAAAGCUGAUCAGAGGACACUUUUUUUGUUGUACUGAAACACAAUGUCCCUGUAGCUUGUUGUUUAUCUGUUUCUGUGGCUAUCUUCAGAAAUAUAAAAAAAAGGCCUCUGUGUAGUAGUCUGCGACGCAAGAUACCGUCAUUAUAACCCUGUAGGAGCGAUAGUACCAUUUCUUUUGAUGAAUAAGUGGCCUUGCAGCUUAUAUAACAUUUAACAGUGGGGUACACUCUCACAAUAUAGAAGGAAACAUUAUGAACUGCUGUGAAUCUUACAGGGACAAGUAGUGGUUUGCUCAGUGUCUGUAUGCAACACUGGUUGUUAUUAGGCAUGUGCCGAUAUGAAAAAUUUGAUGUCACGAUAUCGGUGGCCCAAAAUAUCACGAUAUUAUCACGAUAUUUGCGCAUUGCUUUUAACGUUAUUAAAAAUGGCAAAAAACUGCGAAAUCACUUUUCUGUGCACAGCAUGACAUGCACAAACAAUAUGUUGUUAUUGUUUAGAAAUUGUGCAGGACUGGUGGAGACAGGCUUGAAGAGCUGUAGUUUGUGUUUGAUUUAUCCUUUUUCUUCUAUAGAGGGUGAUUGCUUUGCUUUGGUUGAUUGAUAUUGAUGUAUUCAUGUGUUUUCUUUGGCAGGAAUAACCAAAUAUGCAGAACGCAGACUGUAUUGACUGUCAACAUCAUGUGUUCAACAAAAUAAAAGCCUGAAAGAUGUGAUCAUUUUAGUCCAACAUUGGCAGCUAAAGCUAACACAUCCCACGCUGGGAUGAGGACUGAAAACAUCUUGAAACUCAGAAAUUGUUUUUUCCGCAUAUAUUGAAAAAGGUCUAUACUCAUCUAUAAAAGAGAAAAGGAGAGCAUUUAUGAAACAUACAGCAGUUUGUGUCUCUUGAUAUGUUCACUCAUCCAACAUUUCCCUUGUGUCUUCUAUCAGAUCAAAUACGCCGGCUCAGAUACAGACUUCACUUCAUCUCCGGCCUUCUGUAAACAGAUCAGCAGGGUGGACUCUGAGGAGCAGAAGGUGAUAGGGACUCAGACCCCCCUGCAACAGCUGCUUGAAGGCCUGAUUGCAGACACAGAACUGCCUGCCAAGGACAAGAAGAAAAGGCUCAAACAGGUAUGGCUUUAUUUAUUCGUAAAGCAACAUGUUAAAAGAGAACUGUCACAAAGUAAAAAUCUUAGUGAAGGUUUUAUUUAUUGGAAAUGUUUUUUGAAGUUGCUCUGUUUUGAGUCUUUUUUCUUAAAGUUGGUGUGUUUUAUAUGUGUAAUCCCAAGAUCACAAAUUUCUGGAGGAGCUGAUAGAUUUGGGCACAGGAGUUCAAAGAAUUGAGUUAACUUUGGUUUGCAUAUAUUAUUCAAUAAUGAUACAUAUCCCUGCUACCUCUGUAGUUUCAGAAGUCGUACCCAGAGGUCUACCACAACCGAUUUCCCACUGAGGAAAGCAAAGCCGCCGUCAUACCUGAGAAAGCCCCCCGGCUCAAACCUCAGCUCAUGUUCUUCAACCUCAAGAAACCCUUCCAGCCUUUCCAGAGGAGCUGGAGUUUUAGGGCGUGAUCUGCUGCUGCUCUGACACAUCUGCACUACAGGCUGCAAACACAACUUAACACAAGCAUCACGAAACAAAGGAGCAGUGUCACGGUAACGAUGCUCCAAUCUCACACAAGAUAACUGUAAAUUAACUACAGUGGACUUUGUAUUACUCUUAAGAAAGGAAGGGAUCAGCUUGCUUACCUAGGAAACAUUUAUUAUCAAGCACUAAAAACAAUCAUGGAUAUAUUAAGAUUGCUGAACUGACCUUACAAAAUACAUUUGAAUUUAAUGUAGCGAUAGAAAACUUGAACAAACAAAUUAGUAUGCUGUAAUAGCACUAGCACUGAAAGAACCACUGAUGUUUCUUUGUAAAAGAACACUAAACAGUUGUCCUAAUAUUUAGUGAUUUGCCUAAUCCUUGGCUAAAAUACUGUAUUUUUGAAAAGACCAUAGCAUAAAUAGGAGGCUCCUGACAAUGCCGUGUACACCUCGAACUAAAUUCAAUAAGAGCAUUUCAAAAAUAUCAUUAGAUAAUUAGUUGCUAAUGUAAAAAGUUUGUAAAAUUAACAAGGGCCAAUUAUUGUUACAUAGUAUUGUACAGUGUUGAAAAUACAGACACAUUUCUUGGUAUCACAAACCUUUGUUAUAAAAUUUCAAGAUUACGUAUUUCAUUGGCUGGAUUUCUGCGAUGCAAAGUUGCAUUUCAUGAUCAGAUUUUUCAUCUCAAUAUCGAAUCAGUCCCUAUAUUUUUAAAUUUAGGGUAUCAGAGCCUAGAUGCUCAAGUGAACAUAUCAAGUGAUUGCUGAGAAAGGAAAUGUGACUUGUUACAUGUGUAAAAAGUUCUACAUCGAGCCACACAUGAGGGAAAAGGUCAGUCAAAAGUAUCUCUUUCUGAACACCUUGAGUCCUAGUGUCGGAAAGGUGAAGAUGUUCACACCACUCUUUCUCUAUCUCUCUCACUCUUCCCAGUAACUUACUUGAAAGGUCUUACUGCCUAACUGCACUCUAAGAACAACUCAUUUCAUGUUUUUACAUGUUGGUUUUAUUCUGUAUAUAAGAACUAUUUUUAUCUGUUGGUACAUAUCUCAAUGUCUGGAAUACUCUUUCACUGUAUUCUCUGUAUUUCGUCAUUCUCUACACGUUGCUGCUCUGUCACUUCAAUCAGGUUGUAUUUCACUUAAUUUGAAACUUAAUUGUGUUUUUUUUUAAUUUUUAUAAUAAUUUAGUGCUGAUAUUUCUGUCUACAUUCCUAGAAAAUCUCUUGAACAAAUAAUGCUGGAAUUACUGUUACACUUGAACUGCUGCUCUUACCCGGAAAAACACCGGCUUUCAUAUAAAACUGUGUUUGGGAAAA